Molecule: messenger RNA, 1722 nt
Organism: Schizosaccharomyces cryophilus OY26
Lineage: Eukaryota; Fungi; Ascomycota; Schizosaccharomycetes; Schizosaccharomycetales; Schizosaccharomycetaceae
Product: glucan 1,3-beta-glucosidase Exg3
Exons: 2
Coding region: 47-1432 (461 amino acids)
Biological process (GO): glucan catabolic process
Cellular component (GO): cell surface; extracellular region
Molecular function (GO): glucan endo-1,6-beta-glucosidase activity
Source: RefSeq, a predicted model, not a curated record
CCAACUGCUUAACAGACAUUCUUUUUAGAAAGAGAGAAAAAGAAUCAUGAGUUUGUCUACCCAGGAUGUUUAUAUCUACCGAAAGCAGUUUGGUGUAAAUUUGGGUGCUUGGUUUUGUCAAGAACGAUGGAUUAACGAUUCGCUCUUUGAAGGGCCUGGAGACAGUGAGUUUGACGCUGUUCAAAGCGUUGUUCAGAAACACGGAAUAGACGGAGCACGCGGUCUUUUUGAAAAUCAUUGGAGAACGUGGAUUAGCACGAACGAUUUUUCCAAUCUUCAGCAGCUAGGAGUCAAUACUGUUCGUAUACCGAUUGGAUAUUGGACACUAGGACAGAGCCAGUUUUUGCAGGGCACUCCGUUUCAGCAAUAUGCAGGAGUUUAUCAAAACUCUUUAAAUAUUUUGUGCGAAAAAAUUCGAGACGCUAGUACCAAGUCCAUCGGCGUGUUGGUUGACUUUCAUGGCGUCUAUGGACAAGCGAAUGGAGGUUCUCACUCUGGAACUUCCUCUGGUAAAGUAGAGUUUUUUAGUAAUUCUCAAAACCAACAAAGGAUGGUAUCUGCUCUCCAAUAUGCUGUCUCCGUCUUAAGAAACUUGGAAAAUCUCGUCGGCAUCGAGGUAAUUAACGAACCAGAAUGGGGACAAUAUAAUGUACUUAAUUCCUAUUACCAAAAUGCCCGGAAAGUCAUCCCAUCUUACUUGCCUACCUACAUUGGUGAUGGAUGGGAUAAAGAUCAUUGGGUGAACUGGGUGAAUGAGCAUGAAAACGACGGUUUUUAUGUUGUUGAUCACCACAGCUAUUUCUGCUUCGGUGGUGAUUUAAUGAACCAGUCCCCUAAGACGAUCACCAGUAAGCUAAACUCCGGAGAAGAAUAUGGAAAAACAAAGCUUUCCAACCUUAUUGUAGGUGAGUGGAGUUGCGUACUUACAGAGGAGUCAUGGCAACAAACCAAGCUGCAUCAAUACAGACGCAAACAGUUCGGAAAAGCGCAAGUGAGUCAAUACUUAAAUAAUACUGGAGGAUGCGAUUUUUGGACAUACAAAUUCCUGCACGGAAAAGGUGGAGACUGGGAUUUCCGGGUUGAGAAUGAAGAUAAAAUUGUGCAAUAUCCCAAACAUCUUCCCAAAGCUAGUGGUUCAAUGCCAUGUAAGCUCUCUAAAAGACGUAAACAAAAUUAUUCUGGGCACUGUUAUUAUUGGGACCAUCUGCACCCAGAUGGUCAGUAUCAGCAUGAGCUUUACCUCCAAGGUUGGAAUCAAGCGUGGAGUGACCAUGUAAAUUUUCUUAAACAUGGCGCUCUCAUCGGAUUUCCUCGUGGAUGGACAAUAAAGCGUAUGUCUGAGAUUCAAUCUCAAUCUGCAUGGGAGUAUCGAGACGGCAUGAAUGCGUGCUGGACGAGUAUGGACCAACUUGGCUAUCUAAAGUGUGCUUAAGAUUUUUUUCCUUUUUUUUCAGAAUUGAAAUAUUCAAUAUAGGACAUGCUGCCACGUCUCAAGCGUCAACCCUUAUACUUUCGGGGCCAAAGUCUGCUUGAGUCAAACCUAUACUUUUGACAUACAUGCAUUUUUCUCAAUCCAUAUGCAUUGUUUUACCCUAGGCAAAUGUGGAAAGUACGAAAGGACUUAUAAUUACAAUAUAAUCUUACACUCAUGCAUAUACCAAUUAAUGAAAUUCACCAUAUAAAUAUAGUUUACCUUGUUCAACCGUUUGUUUAAAUACCACG